Lytechinus pictus (painted urchin) is the source of this 8293-nucleotide messenger RNA. Its product is annotated as heat shock 70 kDa protein IV-like. Gene Ontology annotation, molecular function: ATP-dependent protein folding chaperone; ATP binding. The transcript has 2 exons. NCBI's taxonomy places the organism in Eukaryota, Metazoa, Echinodermata, Echinoidea, Temnopleuroida, Toxopneustidae. The record is from RefSeq and is a predicted model, not a curated record. Gene Ontology annotation, cellular component: plasma membrane; cytoplasm; cytosol. The coding region runs from base 197 to 2104 and encodes 635 amino acids.
CACCCCGGGCUCGACACCUCAGAGUGCGCACAGAAGAUCAGAGACAGACAGAUCAUCUCGAAUCCUCAAGUUUUUCUUUCUGGAUCGUCAUUUGCGUUUCAACUGGAGAAACUUUUGAGAAAAGAUCGAAGCUUUAUUCAUUUCUACGAACGAAUCAUCCUUUUCAGGAAUCCCUUGUAAACAAUUUUUAUUUAACAUGGCACCAAGAAAAGCACCAGCGAUUGGAAUUGAUUUGGGUACCACUUAUUCUUGUGUUGGAGUAUUUCAGAAUGGAAAGGUGGAGAUCAUUGCUAACGAUCAAGGAAAUCGGACCACACCCAGCUAUGUCGCCUUCACAGAUACAGAAAGAUUGAUUGGAGAUGCAGCUAAGAAUCAAGUGGCAAUGAAUCCUACAAAUACAAUCUUUGAUGCAAAGCGCUUGAUCGGGAGACGGUUCACGGAUGAGAAAGUCCAGGCUGACAUGAAGCAUUGGCCUUUCACCGUCACCAACAAAGGAGGCAAGCCGAUGCUGCAGGCCGAGUACAUGGGAGAGAACAAGACUAUGGCACCAGAAGAAAUCAGCUCUAUGGUUCUUGUUAAGAUGAAGGAGACCGCCGAGGCGUAUCUUGGUCAGAAGAUCACCGAUGCCGUCGUCACCGUUCCUGCUUAUUUCAACGAUGCCCAGCGACAGGCAACGAAAGACGCAGGAGUGAUUGCAGGUCUCAACGUCCUGAGAAUCAUCAACGAGCCAACCGCUGCAGCUCUGGCCUAUGGUCUUGAUAAGAAGCUGAAGGGAGAGCAGCACGUCCUCAUCUUCGACCUUGGUGGUGGAACAUUCGAUGUCUCUAUCCUCGCUAUUGAUGACGGGAUCUUUGAGGUUAAAUCUACGGCCGGGGACACUCAUCUUGGAGGAGAAGACUUCGAUAACAGACUUGUCCAUCAUCUUGCUGAAGAAUUCAAGCGGAAGCACAAAAAGGAUCUUAAGACCAACCCAAGAUCUCUUCGCCGCCUCCGCACAGCAGCAGAACGGGCCAAGAGAACCCUCUCCAGCAGUGCUCAAGCCAACUUGGAAGUUGACUCACUAUAUGAAGGCAUCGACUUCUACACCAGCAUCAGCAGAGCUCGAUUUGAGGAACUCUGUUCUGAUCUCUUCAAAAAGUGUCUCGAGCCAGUAGAAAGAGCCCUCGUCGAUGCUAAACUCGACAAGAGGAAUAUUGACACAGUGGUACUUGUUGGUGGAUCAACGCGAAUCCCAAAGAUCCAGAAGCUUCUUCAGGAGUACCUCAAUGGGAAAGAGCUGAACAAAUCCAUCAAUCCAGAUGAAGCUGUGGCCUAUGGAGCUGCUGUCCAAGCUGCGAUCUUAUCUGGAGACCAGAGCGAAGAAAUCAAGGAGGUUCUUCUUGUUGACGUGGCUCCUCUGUCUCUCGGCAUCGAAACAGCAGGAGGUGUGAUGACGAACCUCAUUGACAGGAACACGAGGAUCCCUACAAAGGCUGCAAAGACUUUCACCACGUAUGCUGACCAACAGCCAGCCGUCACUAUCCAAGUGUUCGAAGGUGAAAGGGCAAUGACCAAAGACAACAACCGACUUGCCCAGUUUGAGCUCUCCGGCAUUCCUCCUGCGCCACGAGGCGUACCGCAAAUCGAGGUUUCUUUUGAGAUCGACGCCAACGGCAUCAUGAACGUCGCCGCCAAGGAUCAAAGCACUGGUCGCAGCAACAAGGUCACCAUCACCAACGACAGUGGAAGGCUCUCGAAAGACGACAUCGAUCGUAUGGUCAACGAUGCCGAGAGAUUCAAGGCGGAGGAUGAUGCUCUGCGUGAACGAAUCGCCGUCAGGAACCAACUCGAGAGCUACGCCUUCAAUGUCAAGUCUGCCGUCAACGACCCAUCAGCCGAUUCCAAGCUCAGUCCCAAUGACAAGGAUAUUGUGAUCAAAGCGGUUGAUGAUGUCAUCAGUUGGAUGGAAAACAACACUCUAGCAGACAAGGAAGAGUUGUCCUACAAACUCGAGGAGCUGCAGAAGACAUGUUCUCCGAUCAUGUCUAAGUUGCACGCCGGACCUCAGGGACCUCAUGCAUCGUCAUCGAGCGGCGGAGGACCCACCGUUGACGAGAUGGAUUAAGCUUCUUUAUUCACAUAAACAAUUACUGCAUAUUGCCGAUUUUUAUCUUUUAUAAUUUUCGAGGUAAACAAGAGACACAGACAGAACACUUUUAUAGUAGAUCUCUUUUAAAAUAUCUUCACAGUUUUUUCACCGUCAAAUCGACGGAAUAUGAAUAUUUACAUGCAUGAUUUUGCUAACAUUGCGUCUUAUAGCUCAGAUGGUUUUAUAUUGACAUCGUAAACAUAACGUCAUUCUUUAGUCAUACUAAAUGUUGAUCUAUUAUUGUUAGAUUUUUACUUUAAUAUCGCGUAGAAAAGAAACGCACGAUUAUACAAAAGAUAUGUUUUUUUCAAAUAAUUGAGUUCUCGAGACAAAAGUUUGUCUUCAUUAUUUUGUCACUGUCAAAUUGAAGGGAUUUCAAGAAACUUUUCUUAUCGUAAACACAACUUUGUCAUUGUAGGCCUUCAAAUUGCAAAAAUAGUGUUAAAAUCUGUUAGCACAAUUUUUCUAAACACACAUACUAGGCCUAUUUACAAAAAAGAGUUAUAAAUUAUAAUUUUGUUUGACUUUCUUUAAUGGAGUAUACCGACAUAAAGACGGCCAUUUCAUUUUAUCAAGAGAGCCAGUGAGUUUUUGGUGUUUUUUUCGGUUUUUUCAAUAAUGCUGCUGUCAAACUGACUAAAUUUCAACUGCCCGUUUCUUAUGUUUAUUAUGAUAUAGAUUUUCUUGAUAUCAUUAUAUCCAUAUUUACACAAGAAGGACGUAAAGGAAAUAAGAUAUGUUACUGAAUAUAAUGUUGAUUUAAACAUUUCAUAUUGCAAAAGAUAAAUUGAAAAUAUGUAGUUAUGUAAAAUGCAAAUGGAGAGAUGCUACGAACUAUAUAUUCUUUUGUUAUUUCAAAUUGCAUUUUUAGUUUUCGUUUUGAAAGGUCAUUCGCAAUAAAACAUUAUUGGUGAUAACUUAAUGGUGAUAAUUUGUAAACAUCUUCAAUAGUGCACCAUUGAAUGCAUGUUACCAUUUUUUUGUUCAAACAUUGAAAUGCCUAUAAUAUCUUUCUUUUUCGGAAUGAAGUAUAAUGGCCAGCGAUACUUUGUUAAAUUUCUUACAAACAAUGUUUUGUAUCGCUCUCUUUAACUUAUUCAGAAUUCUUUCGCGCUGUGCAACACCAGCAUUCUCAUCAGUGCACUCUUGUAGAUGAUGACUUUGUGUUAAAAUCCUAGUUGCAUUCAAUUAUUAUAAUGCAACGUGUUGUCAAUUACUUGUAUAAGAUCAAUUUAAAUGCUUCAAACCCUUCAAAUGCUUUUUCUUUUGUCAUGCACUCAUGAAAAUCGUCAGAGAAGAACAACAGGUCGUUUGUGUUGCAAUUUCAGUGCCAUUCUCUAAUUUGUUAUCUUGAUAAUCCUUGUCAUAAACCUGUCAUUUAAACGCAUUUUUUAAAUACAUGUCGAUAACCUUUAGGGAGAUGUCCUUACAAAUUUCUGAGAUCCAGGAAAGGGGAUUGAACUGCCGUAGACCAUCCGGCAUUCUUACAAUACUUAUAAGUCCACAAACACUCAUUGUGUUUCUUCUUUAAAGACGCUUCUUUUCUCGCUCCAAAAUCAGCUCUCUCUUAAUUAACGACAUUGCCCAUUCUCCUUUCACUCUCUUCCUUUUCUUUAGUUUACUAUUUUUCACUGCAGGUAGAUACUUCCAAGGCGGUGCAUUGGCCAACAGAGCCUUUUGUACUUUAUAGUAUAUCUCUCAGUGACGAUCCUGAUACCUCCGUCUCUGUAUCCACUUGACUGCACACACACGCACAUGCACUCACUCCCAACACACAUCCCUCAACAUGAUAAACAACACAGAUGAAUUCAAUAAUGAAAAUAAAUAUUACACAGUAGCAGAAUUUAAUAACUCAUUUUCGAAAACAAACAGCUUUAGCAUUUUACAUAUCAACUCAAGAAGCCUCAGCAAAAAUUUUGAAUAUCUUCAACACUUGCUUUGUGCCAUCAAUUCAGUUCAAUUUUCAGUUAUUGGUGUCAGUGAAACCUGGUUCAAUAAAAAUUCUCCUCCAUUAUUUAACUUACCAAAUUAUUCUUUGAUUAGAGCUGACCGUGUAGGAAGGAGAGGGGGUGGUGUUGCCUUUUACGUUUCCGACAAUUUGAAAUUCCGUACUCGAAAUGACAUAAUAUUUGAGCGAACUGAAACAUUGUUUAUUGAGAUUGACAUACCUAAGAGUAAAAAUAUUAUUAUUGGCUUAAUAUACAAACCUCCCAAUGUUGAAUUUGACAUAUUUUAUCAAAAUCUGGAGCAAUGUCUUGAUAAACUUUCUACAGAGAAUAAACAUAUUUAUUUCAUGGGUGAUUUUAAUACAAAUUUUCUGAAUAUAAAUAAUUCUAAUACCGAAAGAUUUCUUCAAUUAACUAAUUCUUAUGCUUUUUCCUCACAUAUAAAUAAACCCACAAGAAUAACUGCAGCUUCUGCGACUUUGAUAGAUAACAUUUUUUCUAAUAUUCAUAAUGAAACAAUCAUCGGCGGUUUACUUUAUUCAGAAGUAUCAGACCAUUUGCCAAUAUUCACGAUAUCCGAAACCAAUUCAUCUAAAAAUAAAUCAACAAUACCUCCCCGCUAUAGAUUAGAAACUCCCAGAAAAAUUGAAUCUUUCAAACGGGACCUUUUUGAAGAAAAUUGGAGUGAUAUUUACAAUGAAAAUAAUGUGCAUAUUGCUUAUGAGAAAUUUAACAAUAAAUUACAAUUUUAUUACGAUAAAAAUUUUCCACUUGUGAGGAAGCGUCAAAAUUCCCGGGAGGCCAAAAACCCGUGGAUCACAAAAGGGAUUCUAAAAUCAAUACAUACUCGAAACAGUCUUUACAAAUUACAUUUAAAGAAACCAUCACCCAUAAACGUGCAAAAAUAUAGGAAAUAUCGGAACAAACUUACAAAUUUAAUAAGAUUAUCUCGCAAGAUGUAUUACUCAGACAAAUUAACUAAAGUUAGCGCUAAUUCAAAGGCGACAUGGCGGGUUAUAAAUGAGAUUAUCGGAAAAAAUAAAACUGAAUUACCUAAAGAUGGACUAACUUUAAACGGUGAUAAAAUCGCAGAUAAUUCCACUUAUGCUUCACAAUUCAAUUCUUUUUUUAGUAACAUCGGCCCCCAACUAGCAAAUAAGAUAGGUAGUUGCAACAAUGCACAUUUUACUGAUUUUAUUUCAACGCCAUUCGAAAAUUCUAUUUUUCUCAAUCCUACCAACCCCACUGAACUCAUUAACAUUACGAAAUCCUUAAACUCUAGUAAGUCACAAGGACAUGAUAGGAUAAGUACAUCUAUGCUUAAAGAAAUUAUUCAUGCUAUUGUUGAUCCUUUAACUUAUAUUUUUAAUCAAUCUAUAUCAUCAGGUGUUUGUCCGAACCUACUCAAAAUUGCAAAAGUUACCCCGAUCUACAAAAAAGAUGAUCCUCAUGAAAUAAGUAAUUACCGCCCAAUUUCUAUACUUUGUAGUAUAUCCAAAAUCUUAGAAAAAAUAAUAUACACACGAUUGUACAAAUUUUUAAACUUACAUAAUUUAUUGAAUCAAAAUCAAUAUGGUUUUAGGAAAAAUCACUCUACAGAUUUAGCGCUAGUAAAUAUUUACGACAAAAUUACUAAAGCGAUGGCUGAUAAAGAACAUGUUAUUGGAAUAUUUUUGGACCUAAGCAAAGCUUUUGAUACACUUAAUCACAAAAUAUUACUUCACAAACUACAUUUAUACGGAAUACGUGGAAAUGCACACAGAUGGUUAGAAAAUUAUUUAUCAAACAGACAACAAUAUGUUACAUUUAAUGGAAUAGAUUCAACCUUUAAAACUAUCGAAUGCGGUGUGCCUCAGGGGUCAAUUUUGGGGCCGCUCCUCUUCCUAUUAUAUGUCAAUGAUAUAUCAAAUACUUCGGCCUUAUUAUCGUUUAUCCUCUUUGCAGAUGAUACUAAUAUUUUUUAUGCUCACACAGAACUAGAAACUGUAAUAUCUACUUUAAAUGUUGAAUUAUGUAAAGUAUCUACUUGGUUCAAAUGCAACAAAUUAUCCUUAAAUAUAAACAAAACACAUUUUAUGCACUUUAAGCAUUACAAUACACAUGCUGUUAACAAUACAAUAACGAUAAAUAUUGAUAACGUAUCUCUACAGCAAAAACAACAUUCAAAGUUUCUAGGGGUAACUAUUGAUGAAAAUUUAUCCUGGAAUAAUCAUUUAAGCCAAGUCACAACUUCCGUGUCCAAAGGUGUUGGAAUAAUUUCCAAAUUAAAAUACAUAUUACCUGAAAAAACUCUCUUUUUACUUUAUAAUGUUUUGGUGCUUCCUCACAUAUCAUAUUGUAAUAUAGUUUGGGGUAAUUGUGGUAAAACGAAACUUAAUCCGAUUUUCUUAUUACAAAAAAGAGCAGUCCGUAUUUGCACAGGAUCACAAUAUCUUGCUAGAUCCAAUCCUUUAUUUUUUAAAUUAAAAACAUUAAAAAUUUCAGAUAUAAAUACAUUUCAUGCUGCUAUAUUCAUGUUCAAAUACAAAAAGGGAUUACUUCCCCCUUCCUUUCAAAAUAUGUUCACCCUGAACAACACCAUCCAUUCUUAUCCAACACGAAACUCCACAAACUUUCAUUUAACAAAUCCAAAACUAAUAAUAACACACAAAUCAAUUAGACAUUACGGUGCGGAUUUGUGGAAUGAUUUAUCACAUGACAUUAAGCUAUGCACAUCACUUUAUUCAUUCAAAGCUGUUCUGAAAAAAAAUACGCUGUCAAGCUAUAAUUUCUAAAAUCUUUCUGUGUACCCAAACAACUGAUAAUCCCCCCCCCCCUUGCACAUGCACACUCGCACACCUGCACUUGCACUUUCACUUUUAUCAACGUUAUUAAUCUUAUCUCAAUCAAAUUUCUCUUCUCUAUCCACUUUUGAUAUAUUCCUAUUAUUUUGUGCAAUAAAAGAUAGUCUCUUUUAUUGCACUAUACAGUCUGGUUUUCUAUCCCCUUUCCUUUCGAGGCCUCCAUCGCUUUCAAGCUCCAAGCUUAAGAUGGAGGUCUCCCACAUUUCUAUAUAUAUGUUCAGUAAUUAAAGAAAAUGUAUAUAGAUAUAUAAUUUCACAGUACAGUUGAUAUUUUAUAAUGAUUUAUGUGCAUUAUUCAUUAUGUUUAAAAAAAAAUUUGCUUAUUAUGUAAUAUUGAAAAAAAAAUGUUAUACUUGUAUAUUCUUUGUUUUUUGUUUAGAAAUGUGGAAAUAAAAUAAAUCAAAUCAAAUUAUCAUUGUUCAAUAGACAGAAAUAUUUUCAGGCGAUAUUCAUAUCGUUGAUCAUCUAGACUGUGUCAUGCACAGCUCCAAAGGGAUUGGUAUGUUUAUUAAAAAAUAAGACAUUUGAAGUAUAAUUAUAGAUAAUUAAGCAUUCUUGUUGUUCGCAAAGGAAUUGAUGUGAUUAUUUUGGAAGUUUAGUGUAUAUGUUGAUGUUUAAAAUAAGAUAUUGGAAGUAGAUCAUUGAGCAAUCUUGUUGUUUGCAAAGGGUUUGAUACUUAUAAUUGUGUUUGAAGUUUAUUUGUAUGUUAAAAAACAAGAUAUAGAUCAUUAAGCAUUCUUCUUGUUUGCAAAGGGAUGGAUAUGAUUAUAUUUUUGGAAGUCUAUUGUAUGUUAAUGUUAAAAAAGCAAGAUAAUUAUUGGAAGCAUAUAAAUCAUUUUAAAAGAGACUUUUCCUAUCGUGUACAAACUUCACGAGAUUAUUUACUUACUUGAUAUUCAUUCUGAUUUUUUUUUCGACAUCGCAAAUAUUAAACUUUAUUUUUAUUAAAAGAUGUGCUUAAAUGUUGAUCAGAAUAUAACUGUUAGUUGUUGACUUGAUGAAGCUAAAUGGAACAAUAAUUGUUUCAUCAAAGCUUACAAUGGGUAUUUGUUCAAGAUUUUGGUUGAACAUUGUUUUUCUAUAAUAAGUAUCAUAAAAAUUUAUGUGAGUUUUAAGAACUUGGACUACAUGUAUUAUCUUUAUGUUAAAGCCAGAAUAUAUAUUUUCAUAUGCCAUUUUCACUGCUUUGUAAAGCUAGAAUGUGUCAACGCACUCUAAACGUAUCGUACGUAAGUGUUAAACGUAAACGUAUUAUUGUACAUUUCAGAUUUAUUUUUCGGUUAAUUUGUAUACUUUUGAAAAGUUUGUAUUCAUUCCGUUGUGGUGCUUUUGCCAAAGAGUUCAGGAGUUGAAAUAAAGUAAAAACAAAAUAAUAA